Molecule: messenger RNA, 1257 nt
Organism: Closterium sp. NIES-65
Lineage: Eukaryota; Viridiplantae; Streptophyta; Zygnematophyceae; Desmidiales; Closteriaceae
Source: the annotation of a GenBank genome assembly
AUGCCUCCGCUGUGUUCUCUGUGUACUGCGGAUGCGUUUUCCCCUCCUCGUCUUCUGAGGCGCCUCUUUUUUUUAGGAGUUUUUAGGCGCGUAAAAAAUCGCCGUGCUUUCUGUGUACUGCGGAUUCGUUUUCCCCUCCUCGUCUUCCUACGUCUUGUCUUCCGUCAUCUCCACUUUCUUCUCUCCGUCCCCCGGCCCCUUUCCCCCUCCAGCUACCAUACGGCCGCGGUGCCAAGCCCAGCGCUGCUCUGCUGUUUCCGUGGCUCUGAUGCGCUCGUCCUCAAACCUCCUUCCCUCCGGCCCCUUUACCCACUUCCAGCUACCAUAAACGGGCCGCGGUGCCAAGCCCAACGUCCCUUCCUCUCACGCCACAGUGUUCGCAGCGCUACGGUUUGUGCACGUGCUGUGCUGCCCUGUGGCUCUGACGCUCUUCUCCUCAACCCUCUGUCCCUCCUCCCCGCUCCCCAUGCAGCUGCCAUACCGCGCCAAGCCCAGCGCCCCCUUCCUCUCUCGCCCACGGCGUUCGCAGCGCUGCGCUUCGACCACGUGCCGUGCUGCUCCGUGGCUCUGACGUGCCCUCUCUUUUCCCGUUUUCCCUCUCUUCUUCCAUUCUUCCCUCCUCCCGUCCUCCCUGCAGCUGCCAUAACCGCGCCAAACCCAACGCCCCCUUCCUCUCAGCCGACAGCGUUGGCAGUGCUGCGCUUCGCCCACGUGCUGUGCUGCUCCGUGGCUCUGGGGGCGUCGGUGUGCCACCUCCCCCUCCACACCUUCGGCUCGGCAGCAUCCAGGGCCGCCGUUUCCACUCACCUUGGCUCUCUGCCUUCCUCCCCUCCCUCCCUCCUCUUUCCCCCACACCCCACACAGCCACCUGCCCCGCCAGCAACCUUUGGCAGCAUCCAGGGUCGUCUCUUCCCGGCCUACUUCCGCCUUAUGGCCCUCUCCUCUGCCCUCUCUGCCCUUGCUCUCAAACUCACUCUCAACCCCGCCGCUGCUGCUGCCGCUGGUGAAGCUGCUGGUUCCGGGGCAGGGGGGUUGCAGCAGAUCAUGCGCGAGCGGCACAGCAUAGAGAAGGAGGCAGGCAUCGGGCAGGAGGUGGGGCUGUCGCGCAACAGGGAGGUCGCACGGACCAAUAAGGAGCUGGCAGCUGUCAACCGCCGGUUCGGCAUGUGGCACGGCAUGUCCUCUCUCUCCAAUCUCGUUGCGCUCUGCUCCCUGGGCGCUAACGCGUGGUUCCUUGCACAGCAGCUCCCUGUCUAG